UGUCUUUCUUCCACAUUACGAAUACAAAUUGUGGAAGAGGAGAUGCAUACUGCAGGAAAACGACCUUUUAAAUGAGAGGAAUAGACAACGAUGACCAGCAAUAGCGAUCCAUUUGAUUGUGCAUUUAACAGCGAUCUUUCCGAUGUGCAAAGCACCUUUGAUGAAGUAGUAUUGGGAGGGGAAGUCUCGGCCAUCGAAGAAGGCCGGGUCCUAGGAAAGGAAGAAGGAUUAUUGACCGGAUUCCGAGAGGGCGGUGUUCUCGGUCACAAGACUGGGAUCGACUACGGAAUGGAGAUCGGUUUUGCGUUGGGGCUUUUGCAGGCCGUCCGAGAAUCGGUGUUGUUGGAGGGCAGCGAUUUGACGUCUUCGUCGUCGUCUCUCGAUCGGAUACGGAAGAGCGUCGACGAACUCGAAAAGGCCAUUAACGAUUUCCCUUCCAGCGAGGAGGAUAUUCGAAGACGUCUAUUUCAAUCGUCAGACAAAGAAAAAAACGUCCAUUUCAGAGAUAGAGAUUGCGACGAAGAAGAUGGGAAAAACCACAACCAGCAAACACAAGCAGAAGAAGAUGUUCGAGCACAAUUACAACGAAUCCGGGCUCGGAGUAAGGUAUUGACCGCAAGACUAGGAAUUCCCCGUCACUCUCUGAAAAAUUCGAUGUCAGAAGCCGCGAAGAAGAUGGCACUAUCGACACGGCAGGAAGAAACCGGACAUGCUUUUGACGGUAGCGGAGAAAAUACCCAGGAGUGGUAAAAAAGACGACAAUGAUGGCAUACUAAACACAAGCACACACA
This is a messenger RNA of Pseudo-nitzschia multistriata, 791 nucleotides long. NCBI's taxonomy places the organism in Eukaryota, Bacillariophyta, Bacillariophyceae, Bacillariales, Bacillariaceae. The record is from the annotation of a GenBank genome assembly.